AUGGAGACAGUGAAGGUCGUGGUGACGGCUCAGCCGGACGCGGCGUCCUCCCCCCGGGACCAGGACACAUCUGGACCUGACCUCUGUGACCCCAUGCAGGAGUUCAGCCGGCGCCUGGAGGCCAUCAUCAGCUCGUACGGCGCCGCGGCGUCCGGCCUCCCGAACAAACAGAGUUCAACGGAGACAGAGACAGAGAAGACGAAGGAGGGGACAAAAGAGGACGCCACAGUUACCAUGGAGACCGACAUGUCUCUGAUCAUGCAGAGUCUGAACAAGUCAUCGUCCUCGGAGGAGAAACUUGGAGAUCUGGUCAGAAAAUAUGCUGAACUGGCCACCCUGCGGCGCUGCGAUGAGAGGAAGUUGUGUGUCCUGCAGCAGAAGAUGCGGACCCUGCAGGACGAGCGGCGCAGCAGCGGUGCAGCUCGCAGCAAACUGGAGACUCUGUGCCGGGACCUGCAGUCGCACUACACAACUCUCAGGGAGGAGACGCUGCAGCGCUGCCGGGAGGACGAGGACAAGCGGAGCGAGAUCACCUCUCACUUCCAGAAGACGCUGAAGGAGAUCCAGAGUCAGAUCGAGCAGCACAGCGCCCGCAACGACAAGCUGUGCCACGAGAACGCCAACCUCACCGACAAGCUGGAGGGCCUGAUGAACCAGUGCGACCGCCGGGAGGAGAGUUUAGAGAAGAUCGACCGACACCGCGACCUUCAGCACAAACUGAGCGAAGCCAAACUGCAGGAGGCCAACGCUCUGCUGACUCAGGCCGAGGAGAAGCACAAGAGAGAGAAGGAAUACUUGCUUAGGGAGGCUAUUGACAAAACAAAGAAAUGCUUCGGUAUGAAGGAGCAGGAGCUGGCCAUGAAGAAGAAGCUGACCCUCUACGGAGAGAAGUUUGACGAGUUCCAGACGACUUUGGCCAAAAGCAACGAGAUCUACGUGCGCUUCAAGAAGGAGAUGGACAACAUGUCAGAAAAGAUGAAGACGAUGGAGAAAGAGUCCAACGUGUGGAAGUCGAGGUUUGAGAACUGCAACAAGGCUCUGACGGACAUGAUCCAAGAGAGAACAGACAAGGCCACAGAGUACGACCAGUUCGUGGUGACGAUCCACAAACUGGAGCGACUGUGUCGUGCUCUCCAGGACGAGAGGACAAUCCUCUACGACAAAAUCAAGGGCAUGCGCCUGUCCAGCUCCCAGCUGCCGGAGAAGCUGUUCGGCAGCUCCGGUGUCUCGGAGGCCGAGGACCGACCCGUCCUCCUGACCCCGGUGGAGCUGCAGGAGGACGACCCGGUGCUCACGGAGGACAUGGCUCGGCUCAGGCUGGAACAGGCCAAGCUGCAGGCGUUCGCCGACUCGCUGUUCGCCGCGCCAGCCGACGCCGAGCGGGACGCCGUGGAUGUUGACCUCGAUGAAGACGAGGUGGCUGCUGCGUUUGCCAAUUUCAAAACCAAACCUCAGGUCCAACAGGAGCCGGCUUCAGGCGCCGAGCAGAAGGUGGAAGCUGAUGUUUCUCCGCAGGACAAAGUGGAGACGGCUCUAAAGCCAGAUGUUUCCACAGCUGGAGCAGAGGAGGUGAAACCAGAGGAGGAGCAGCUUCCUGCACAGGAACCAGCAGCAGCUGAGAAGGUGGAGAAUCCUCCUGCCACAGAACCACAGGCUGAAGCGUUGAAGACGCCUGCUGAGGUCAGAGCUGACGAACCCGUGCAGGCCACGCCCACAGCGUCUCCGUCCAAAAACACGAGCUCCGCCUCCAACGCAGACUCGUCCAAGAAACAGGCCCCGAAGAAGAAGAAGAAGAGGAGCGGCAAGAACUCCAGCUGA
Limanda limanda (common dab) is the source of this 1818-nucleotide messenger RNA. It is a transcript of the gene txlnba, whose product is annotated as taxilin beta a. Gene Ontology annotation, molecular function: syntaxin binding. NCBI's taxonomy places the organism in Eukaryota, Metazoa, Chordata, Actinopteri, Pleuronectiformes, Pleuronectidae. Bases 1 to 1818 code for a protein of 605 amino acids. The record is from RefSeq and is a predicted model, not a curated record. The transcript is spliced from 10 exons.